Messenger RNA from Volvox carteri f. nagariensis, 5367 nucleotides. RefSeq lists its product as uncharacterized. Lineage: Eukaryota; Viridiplantae; Chlorophyta; Chlorophyceae; Chlamydomonadales; Volvocaceae. The coding region runs from base 1 to 5367 and encodes 1788 amino acids. The record is from RefSeq and is a predicted model, not a curated record. The transcript is spliced from 13 exons. Gene Ontology annotation, molecular function: histidine phosphotransfer kinase activity; phosphorelay sensor kinase activity. Gene Ontology annotation, biological process: phosphorelay signal transduction system; protein autophosphorylation. Gene Ontology annotation, cellular component: membrane.
AUGGAGUCCGACGUGCUGGGGCACCAGUCUCGUGUGGUCUUAAAGACCGUCAGUCGGAUGCCUCGGACAUUUAUAAGUCAGCUUUAUGCUGUCGACAUGGCAGUAACGGGCUGGGUCAGCUUUGGGAGCUUGUCCUACGCAGCAUGCGCGAUUUACCUCGCCAGCCAAAACGUUGACAGAAGCUGUGCGGCCGGUAUCGGGGAGCAGGUUGCGUCCGUGGAGUGGACCUUCCAGGUGCAAACGGCGGCCUUUGGGGCUGUUUUGUUGCUGAACCUGCUGAAUCUGGGAAUGCGACAGCAUCUGCUGCCCUUUAAGUGCAACCUGCUGCUGCUUUUCAUUAACGGUGUAGCUUUCGUGACGGACCUGCUGCUGUGGCGAGGUGCCACUAUGGUGAUGUUCUCAUCCUCGGGGCGGCCAUUCGCGCCGCUGCGUUACGUCCAGUGGUGCCACUCCACUCCCACCAUGAUUUACAUGCUGGCCUUACUUGCAGACUGUGGUGGCUGCCAGCUGGCAGUGCCGCUGCUGAGCGAUGUGCUCAUGGUGGCUUCCGGGCUGGCGGCGUGCUACACACGGGGCUUCCUGAAGGAUGCCAUGACCAUCGUCUCAUUCGGGACUUUUAUCGUCGUACUGUACUACGUUUACGGAAUGUUCCACAAAACCCUCUCCAGCGAUGUAUCCCCAGAGCAGCGCAGCACCCUGCGUACCGUACUGGCCCUGCUGCUGGCGCUGUGGAGCGCUUUCCCCGUCGUUUGGCUGGCGGCCGACUGGCACCUGAUGGGUCCGCAGAUGGAGGCCAUAUGCUGGGGCGUGUGUGAUUACCUGGCCAAGGUGGUGUUUAGCAGCCAGCUGUGGCAGAGCAACCUCACGGAGGUGCAGCUGCGGAGGGACCGGGCGCUGGAGGCCUGGGAGGCGAGCAACCGAGUGGAGGCGGUGACGAGGCUUACGGCGCUGCUGAAGCAGCGGGAUGACCUCCUCAGCACGCUGAGCCAUGAGUUGAGGACACCGCUGGCGGGUAUUGUCGCUCUUUCGGAGAGCCUCUGCCAGGAGGUUUCCGCCGCCCUGCCCAGCAGCGCCCAGAACCUGGCUACCGUCCGCGCCACCGCCACAUGCAUGCUCAACAUUGUGACGUCAACAUUGGACAGCUUCGCGGCCCGCCGGGUGGGGGAGCCAGGGGGCGCCCCCUACGUUGGUGAUGACGGGUCUGGUCCUGUAACUCCCUCGGUGCCGUUGGUUGCGCUGGAUCUGCGGCCGCUGGUGGAGACGGUGACGACGGUGUUGCGGCCAUUGGCGCAUGACGGCGUGGCCAUUGUGAGCGACCUGCCCAGCGUCCUGCCGCUCGUGGCGGCGGACUCGACACGGCUGAGCCAGGUGCUGUACAACCUCGUCGGCAACGCCAUGCGCUUCACUACACACGGGGAGCAAUACAAGCGCCAACGGGGGCGGUGGCGGCAUCUGGCGCUACGGCAGACCGCGAUUGUCCCAGUCCUCCGUGUCAUCUUGGUCCAGUGUCGCCAGCUUCCCGGCUGGGACGCAGGACUGGGGCUGUAUCUGGUACGCCUGGCGCUUCGGGCGCAAGGUUCGGACAUCACUGCCGAGUCGGCACCAGGGCCGCACCACCAGCAGCAGCAAGUGGUACUCGUGGAGGAAGUCUCGAAUCAGACCCACCAGCAACAGCAGUCUCAUGCGGAUUAUGAGUCCGGGUCUCACGCGCAGCUGUCGGGUUCCGGUUUUGACUGCGGUGAAGCGCGCUUCUCUUACCCUGUCUCCGCCGUCACUACCGCCAGCGAUGGUUCCGGAGCCGAACGCGUCAGUGCGGCUCCAUCCUCGCCCAAGCCGACAGUGCCAUCGUCUCCAAAGCCCUGGGUUGCCUGUGCCACAGCGCGCCUGGUUAAGCUCAGCGCCGGCGCCGCUGCAGCUGGGAGUCGCACUGGCGAUGGUGAUGGCGAGAGCGGCGCCGCGAUAGCAAGCGCAGGACCGCAACAUCCACCCACUAGCGCAUUCCUCUUGGGUGAAUCCCCUGGCCCCCUCCAUAGCCGUCCUCUACGCAUGAGUCUGGAUGAGCAGCGCAGGAACCUGCUUUUCCCGCAGCACAAGCAGCCGUCGUCGGCAUCGGCAUCAGCGGGGUCCCGCUGCAAAGCCUCCUGCACGGCGGAAUGCUGUGGGCGGGAGCCGCCGGCGCAGGGUGCUGCAGUGUUGGGGGUUGCGUCUAAAGCAGCGGCGAGCACUGACAUUCUAUCCGCUGUUGCGGAUGCGGGUCUAGGUGUUGCUGUGCCCCAAGUGACGACAGUACCCCCGUUGCGUCUCGUGACGCCGACGCUGACACCCGCACCGACGCCCACCGCCGCGAUGACUCGAAACUCUACGGGGAACGUUAUGUCGUCGUUGACACCGUUCGAUGUGGCACACGCGAUGGAGGAAGGACGCCAGCUGGCGCGGAGCGGGUUGCGGCCUAACUUCCGGCACCGGAACAACGGCACACUACAGGUGCUGUCAGUAGACGACGACCCCAUCAACCAGUUAGUGGCGGGCCAGAUGCUGACCAGCCAGUCCUGGAAGGUCGUCAAGUGCAUGAACGGACCCGAGGCGCUGGCGCACCUGCAGCUCGCCCCGAAGCCUGGCACCGUUGCUGCCGCCGCCGCUGCCGCGUCAGCGUCAGUUUCGGAACAGCCAGUGAUGGGGGCCUCGGCGUCUGCGGCGGCUUCCCUGGCUGCGGCUGCUGCGGCAGCGCAGCCACUGCUGCUGCCUGCCGUCCUUCCGGAUUGCGUCCUACUGGACGUCAUGAUGCCCGGCAUGAGCGGAUUUGAAGUAUGCCGCAAGAUGCGGGAGCACUUCAGCUCCGCGCAGUUGCCCAUCAUCAUUGUCUCGGCCAAGGGAGAUUCCGCGGCAGUUGAUGAGGCGUUCGAAUCGGGUGCCGAUGACUACAUGACUAAGCCGUACAAGCGUACGGAGAUGGUAUCGCGCAUCAAGGCGCAGAUUCGGACACGCGACAGCAUCUUGGACGCCGCAGCGAGGGCAGCAGCAGCUGCCGCGAUGCUGCCUGCGCAGCCUGCGCAGGAGCUGUCCCCUCCUGCACCGAUCACGUCUGGGUCGACGACGACGGCAUGGACGGGGUUGGGGACGGGAGGUACGCCUCGCGCGUGUUGCUCCUCUGCCGCUGCGAGGAUGCUGCCCGCGUGCAGCGGCGCCGCGUCCGAGGUGCCGUCCCCCUCGCCGUCGCCGCUCCACCAGGUCGCUCACCAAGGGCCUCACCUGGACGCAAGGCCCACAUCUGUGGACGUGUUUCUGCUGCAGCAGCCCACACCCAAUGUAAUCAAGAUGCGCAUGGGGGCGAGCCGGGGUGGCCUGGACGGCAGCUGGGGCAGGGUGGGCCUGUACAAGCGGGACGGCAUGCUCAGCCGCACGGGCUUGGUGGAGGGAACGGUGACACCGUGGGACGCCGGCUUGCGGGAGGGGCCUCUUAAAGACCCGGUAACGGCACCAGCCAUAGUCCUGGGCUCCCCUAUGAUCGACCUGCAACCCGUAGAAGGAAGCCUAACCGGCGCGGCCGGCGUUUCUGCUUCAGCUGGUGCCCCGGGAUCCUCUAGCGACACGAUACACAAGCAGGUGGUUGAACCGCUGGCGCCGGCGGCAGGGCUGGCGGAAGCGGCAGCAGCAGAGGUGGGCGUGGCUAUCGGGAUGAGUAAGCCUCCGGAGGCGCUGCCAGAGGCCACCAUGGUCGAGCCGGCGAAGGAGCUGGCGUCGACAGCGAACACGCCUGGACUGUGUUUGGCUGGCGGCCAAUCCCCGGCUGCAACGAGUGGCACGGGGAGAUGUAGCUCUGACGCUGGCUCGGUCACAGCUGCUGGCAUUGUGGCCGCGCUGGUAGAUGUUGCGACUGCUUCCGGAGCCUCUGAAGGUGCAGUCGCCGAGGGCGCUGCCAGCAGCCGCGGAGAUGGGGGCAGCAGUAGCGGCUGCAGGGGCUGUGGCGAUGGCGGCGAGCCAUCGGGUGCAGCGGCGCUGAUGCGGGAGGUGCUGACAGAGGUUCGGCGAAGCCGCGUUGUUGAGGCAGACAUUGAGAGGCUGACCUCACGCGUGGCUGCACUUCGUACGGCAUGCUGUACCCUGGCGGCUGAGCGUGACGGCUGGCGGCGUCAGGCACGGGACUUGCGGGCACUGCUGGCCGCGGGUCUUGGUGGCGCCAUUGCCGUUCCUGCUGUGUCAAUGCCGGUACAGGCCAAGGCCCGCAACUCGGCGCAGCCUCACCUAGCACUGGCAGAGGCACUGGCGGCGGCGCACGGCAGCCGCUCGAGCGCUGACAGCUUGGGCAUUACCGGCGGUGGCGCUCCGAACGGCGGCGCGGUGGCGGCGCAACUGGAGGAUCUGAAGAAGGAAGCGGCACUGCUACGGCAACAACUGAGCAUGGCACUGGCUAGUGUGGGCGGUAAUGGCAGUAUCGCACUGGGGGGGGCCACAGAUACGGGCGGCAGCCGGAAUUUCGGCUUGCCCAGCAGUUGUUUUCCUGCCGUACGGCCACAGCGCGGCCUGCUGGGGGCGCCGCGCACCUCCGACUCCCCACACUCGGCAGCCAUAACCCGCGUCGGAGCAACAGGUGACCAGGAUCGCUCCGGCGGUGGCGGCGGCAACGACGGUGCGCCGCCGUGGGGCGUGUCUGUGUUCCCCAAUACAGCGUACGUGCCGCCACCUGACAUUUUCCUUACCACUGAGGCGAGUGGUCUGUCUGCGGGUAGCGGCCCGGGAGGUGGGGCUUGUGAAGGCUGUGCCAGCGGGGAAGCCGGCGCAGGCGGCUGCCAUGCUGCCGGCGCAGCUGCCAGGCACGGCAAGAGGGCGCUUACGAGGGCUGCUUCGUCCGGGGUAGCUGGAGCCCCAGGGUUGGUGUCGCGGGCGGGACUGGCGGCGGCGGCUGAGAUUGCAAUAGCUAAGCACGCAAAUGGCGGUGGCGGUGGCGGCGCCGCUGCCGCAGGGGGCAGCGUUGGCAAGGAGGACAAUGCUGCCGCGCCUGUACGGGCUAGCGGCGACGGCACGUCCGAUGCGGCGGUUGCAUUAGCCCUGCCUCAGCUUCCGAAGGGGGACACAGCUCAGGUUCUGGGCGAGCUGAGGGGCAGUAGCGUAGCUAGUGAAGGGGGGCGCCGGGCUACCGCCUCGACCAGCGCCGGGGAUGAGAUGUGUCGUGUGAGCAGCACCGCCCGCGCGCCUGUGGUGCAGGCAUCUUCGUCGCGUGGCUCCCGUUCCAAGGGUGGUGGUGGAGGUGUAGCCGGCACUUCUGGCAUCCUGCGGUUGUUGUGCAGUAAGGGCGCUGCACCGACGGGUUCCUCGCCCAACGUCAGCCCACAUAGGCGCAACCCUCAUCAUCAACAGCAGCAGCAGUAG